Molecule: messenger RNA, 465 nt
Organism: Aureococcus anophagefferens
Lineage: Eukaryota; Pelagophyceae; Pelagomonadales; Pelagomonadaceae
Exons: 1
Biological process (GO): receptor-mediated virion attachment to host cell
Cellular component (GO): cell outer membrane
Molecular function (GO): protein binding
Source: RefSeq, a predicted model, not a curated record
GCGAUCGCACCGAUGGAGCAGUGCAUCAAAUUCGACCGCGAGCACUCGCUCGCCUACCACGGGCUCGGUAUGCUGCUGGAGUGUGUGCGCAACGAUUUCCCCCGGGCCGAGGAGAUGUAUAACGAGGCCAUCAAACUCGACGCGAACGACUCCGAAGCCCACCGAGGCCUCGGUUACAUCAUGUACAAGCGCGGCGACUAUGAUGGCGCGGAGACGAGCUUUGGGACAGCCAUACAUCUCGAUUGGAAUCUUGCAGAGGCCCAUCGCGGUCUUGCCGAGGUACACCUAAGGAAGGGCAACCGCGUCGCCGCGUUACAGAGCUACCGCGAUGUCGCCGAGCUAGAGCCGACGCACAGCCUUGCAUUCUACAAGAUCUUUGGCAUGCUGGCGCAAGACGGCGACUACGUUGCUGCCGAACAAACGUUCCAAAAGGCUGCUGGGCUCAACCCACCGAACUCCGAGCUC